Messenger RNA from Drepanopeziza brunnea f. sp. 'multigermtubi' MB_m1, 2049 nucleotides. Lineage: Eukaryota; Fungi; Ascomycota; Leotiomycetes; Helotiales; Drepanopezizaceae. The record is from RefSeq and is a predicted model, not a curated record.
AUGUUCUCAGGGCUCCUAAAACCAUCUAGCUCAUCCCCUAAACCACCCCGUCGACGGAGCCGCGCCUCGCAGUCCUUGUCCACGCCCACGAGUAGCUCCGACCAGAGCUCGCCAGAACCCGGUCCUGCGAAAGAACCCCCCGCCGAGCGAUACAUCCGCGUAGAAUCCCAGCUGCCCCCGCGACCUCCCGAAGACCCGGAUCUGAGGGAACUCAACAACAGCCUGGGUGCCCUCGCGGCCAUAUUCCCAGACGUGCAGGUCGAGGUCUUUCGGGAGAUGCUCUCGAGCUUUGAUGAGGAAUCCAGGUUGGCCGUCGUAACGGAGAUGCUGCUCAAACACAAAAUGAAAUGGGUGAGGGGGCGGUACAGGGUGUCAGGGAAGGACAAGGCACUGGCGAAGCCCGACACAGCUCCGGGUACAGAUACAGCUGCUCAUGCCGAUGCAGAUUCACUUGUUCCCCCAGAAGAGAGGUUCAGGAGUGCAGAGUACAAGAAGGCGGUAAAGACCAUUGCAUACCAUGAGUUCAAAGGGCUGUCCAGGUCUACGAUUAAUGCUGUACUUGCCGAGUUCAACCAUUCUUAUACGCUGGCACGACCAACCCUUGUUUCCCUAUCCUCAAAAUCAUGGCGCUUCACCAUCUCUUCUCUAUUCAUGCGACGGAAAACCAUGAGUUCUUCUGACGCUGAACAACACCCUCUUGUCAUAUGGCAAUCUUUUGGCCAGGGAUGUAUAGUCCCCACUCUCAAGACUACUGGGUCCCCGGAACUGGAUACGGAGCUUUUUGACACUCUCAUAAGACCUCUAACCCAGCGGGCACUGUGUGAGCGGGAAGAGAAAGACCACGCUCUAGCUUUAGAGCUGAACAAUAUCGAAGCAGAAGACAACGAAGCAUUGCAUGACUGCGAAUGCUGCUUUACUUCUACUACAUUCGAAGACCUAACGGCUUGUGAUGGCGGUCAUUUAAUAUGCUUCCAGUGUGUGCGACAUGCAGUCAACGAGGCAGUAUUUGGACAGGGAUGGCAGCGCAACAUCGACCUCAAAGCUGGGACAUUACGUUGUGUAGCGGCCAUGUCAGACGCUUGUCCAGGCUGCGUUCCUCCAGAGCUCGUUCGGCGAGCCUUCGACGAAGAGAAGUCUGGCAAAGAUGUUAUACAGAAACUCGACGAACGUCUUGCCGAAGACAACCUUCUCAAAACCCAACUCCCCUUGAUCCGCUGUCCAUUCUGCAGCUACGCCGAGGUAGACGAGCUCUACCUCCCGGAACCGCAGCGAUCCUGGAGGCUAAAGCGGGUAGUGCCCUCCUCCCUUUAUACAUUUGUAAUUUUGAUUUUAGGCGUUGGCAUGAUACCCUUCCUUUUACCAUCCUUUGUUAUAUUUUCAUUCCUCUUUCUCCUGGUCUCUUCGAGGCAGACCUUCGGCGAUUUCGCCAUGGGUUAUUUCAACGCCGCGGUUAUCCGGCUCCGGAGAAAACGGCUUGGUCUCAAAUUCGUAUGCCAGAGCAAAGAAUGUGGCCGAGCAUCUUGUAUCUCCUGCUCGAAAGCUUGGACGGAUAUACAUAUCUGUCACGAGUCCUCACUCCUGGCGCUGAGGACACAAGUCGAGCUUGCUAUGUCGCUAGCUAUCAAACGCACUUGUCCUCGCUGCAAUACGUCAUUCGUCAAGUCGUCCGGCUGUAACAAACUCACCUGCGUUUGCGGGUACCAGAUGUGCUACGUCUGCCGCAAGGAUAUUGGCAACGGCGAGGGCUACCGCCACUUCUGCGAACACUUCCGGCCGAAUGGCGGGAGAGGCUGCACCGAGUGCUCCAAGUGCGAUCUGUACCGGUGCGAGGACGAUGAGGUGGUCGUCAAAAAGGCCAAAGAGGAUGCUGAGAGGCUGUGGAUGGACAAAGAGGGGCAAAACUUGGGAAGUGACGAUAAAGUUAGGAAGGUGUUGGAGGAGAAGUGGAUCAGCGGGAAGGAGGGGGCCUGGUGGGAAAUGGAAUGGCACAUGAGGAUGCCGAAGUGGGAGAGCGUUUUUGAUGGAUUCGUGGAGCGUUUAGUUGAAUGA